CUAGCCUGCAAACUGGUAUCUGAUCUCCAUCUUCCUUCCUUGAGGUUUUUCAAUACGAGGUCGGAUUCGUUACCAGAACUCAUCAAUGGCUCCUAAAGGUGACAGUACGAAAAAGUCUGAUUCAAAGGCUCAGGCUUUGAAGACUGCUAAGGCUGUGAAAUCUGGUUCUUCUACCUUCAAGAAGAAGGCUAAGAAGAUCAGAACAACUGUCACCUUCCACAGACCAAGAACAUUGAAGAAGGAGAGAAACCCAAAGUAUCCUCGUAUUAGUGCACCUUCAAGAAACAAGCUAGACCAGUAUCAAAUUCUGAAAUAUCCAUUAACUACUGAGUCUGCAAUGAAGAAGAUUGAGGACAAUAAUACUUUGGUUUUCAUUGUCGAUAUUCGUGCCGACAAGAAGAAGAUUAAGGAUGCUGUAAAAAAGAUGUAUGACAUCCAGGCAAAGAAAGUCAACACAUUGAUCAGGCCUGAUGGAACCAAGAAGGCUUAUGUCCGCUUGACUCCUGAUUAUGAUGCUUUGGAUGUUGCAAACAAGAUUGGUGUUAUCUAAACCCAUCAUGCCUUGCUAUAGUUUUCUCUCUUCGGAAUUUUUUUGUUUUGUUUUAUUUUUGGUUUUGACCAGAUUGGUGUUAUCUAAAUUAGUUCACAACAGAAAUUUCAUUUUUUCAUGUUUAAUAUCAAGUCAUUUUUUUCCUGGAUGGACAAACCCUUGCUUAUUAGACAACUUAUACAUGAAUCAGUCUGUCUUAUGUAUCAUCACAAGGCAUUUGAACUUU
This is a messenger RNA of Impatiens glandulifera, 776 nucleotides long. RefSeq names its product 60S ribosomal protein L23A-like. Gene Ontology annotation, molecular function: structural constituent of ribosome; rRNA binding. Gene Ontology annotation, biological process: ribosomal large subunit assembly; translation. Bases 86 to 550 code for a protein of 154 amino acids. Lineage: Eukaryota; Viridiplantae; Streptophyta; Magnoliopsida; Ericales; Balsaminaceae. The record is from RefSeq and is a predicted model, not a curated record. The transcript is spliced from 4 exons. Gene Ontology annotation, cellular component: cytosolic large ribosomal subunit; ribosome.